This is a messenger RNA of Lactuca virosa, 1881 nucleotides long. Lineage: Eukaryota; Viridiplantae; Streptophyta; Magnoliopsida; Asterales; Asteraceae. The record is from the annotation of a GenBank genome assembly.
AUGGCUUCUCAAAAUUCCAUUUUUCUUCUCGUUAUCUUAUGCACCCACAUGUUGAUGAUCCUCACACAUUCUCAAAAUCCCCCAAACGAAAUCCCAUUCACAUGCAUUCCACAAUCAACACCAUGCAAAUCCAUACUUUAUCAACACAAUCAACUCACAGAAAGCAACAUCUCUUCGUUAUAUUCAGUGGACAUUUCACAAAUUCAAAACAUCACCCAUGGAGACCAACAACACCACCUUGUAACAGUUCCAUGUUCUUGCAAAAACAUAAACAAUACGGUUGCAUACUUUUAUGAUACGGUUUAUUCGGUGAAACUAGGCGAGAUAUUAUCAGAUGUUUCUGAUGAAUUUUACAGUGGGCAAGCUUGGGAUCAAGGGACAAAAUUUAAAGCUAACACAAAUGCCACUAUGCAUAUAUUGUGUGGGUGUACAGAAACCGAUUCUCAAAUUAUGGUCACGUAUACGGUUGAGGAAAAGGAUACACUUUCUGAUAUUGCUAACUUGUUAUCUGCUGAAGUGGAUGAGAUUGAAAAUGUGAAUAAAGUUUUGCUUCAGAAACCAGGGUUUAUAAAAGUCGGUUGGGUGUUGUUUGUUCCGAUGUACAAGAAUGGAGUUCCACCACCACCACCACCGCCACCAUCACCACCAUCACCACCACCAUCAUCAUCAUCAUCGAAGAAAAGGAAGGAUUUCAAGUGGGCGAUUGUAUUUGGUGUACUGUUGACAGUUAUUGGGAUUUUAUUGUGUUUGUCGAUUUUAAUGUUUAUGAAGAGGAGAAAGAAUCAAGAAAAUGAUAAGGAAAACCCGAAGGCUGUUUCAAAAACCAUGAGUUUUCAUAAAUCAAUGACUUCAGGGCAAAUUCGGUAUUUGAGUAAAGAAAAUAUGGAAGGUAUCACGGGUUUUGAUACAGAAAGACCGUUGGUUUAUGAUCUUGAUGAGAUUGCUGAGGCUACAAAUAAUUUUGAUGAUUCUAGGAAGAUUGGGGAGGGUGGAUAUGGGAGUGUAUAUUUCGGUAUAUUAGGAGGAAAGGAAGUAGCGGUUAAGAAAAUGAGAUCGAAUAAGUCGAAAGAGUUUCUUGCAGAACUUAAAGUGUUGUGUAAGAUUCAUCAUAUCAAUGUGGUGGAGCUAUUGGGAUUUGCUAGUGGAGAUGACCAUUUGUACUUGGUAUAUGAGUUUGUUUCAAAUGGGUCGUUAAGCGAGCAUCUUCAUGACCCUUUACUCAAAGAUCACCAGCCAUUGUCUUGGACUGCAAGAGCACAGAUUGCAUUGGAUGCUGCAAAGGGUAUUGAGUAUAUUCAUGAUCAUACAAAGGAAAGAUAUGUACACCGUGAUAUAAAGACAACUAACAUCCUACUUGAUAACGGAUUACGAGCAAAGGUUGCAGAUUUUGGUUUGGCAAAACUUGUUGGACGAACAAAUGAUGAUGACUUUAUAGCCACUCGCCUUGUUGGAACCCCGGGAUAUCUUCCUCCAGAGUCUGUGAAAGAAUUGCAUGUAACAACAAAAACCGAUGUUUUUGCAUUUGGAGUGGUUUUAGCAGAGCUUAUAACGGGAAAGCGUGCACUUAUGCGUGACAACCGAGAGCCCAAUAAGAUGAAAUCACUCAUAACAGUUAUAACUAAAGUAUUUGAAGAAGAAGAAGAUCCAGAAGGUGCACUGGUAUCCAUUAGAGAUGGUAGCCUUAGGGACAGUUACCCCAUGGAUGAUUUAUAUAAGAUGGCUGAAGUUUCGUAUUGGUGUCUAAGUGAAGAUCCGAUGAACAGACCAGAGGUACGAGAGGUAGUGGAAUCAUUAGCUCGAAUAGUUAUGUCCUCAGUUGAAUGGGAAGCAUCAUUGGGAGGAAGUAGCCAGGUUUUUAGUGGUGUAUUUGAUGGCCGAUGA